AUGGCAGCCGUGGUGGCAAUUAUGGUGAUGGCAUGGUUAGCAUACAACUCUGGCGUCCAACCAUCCAACGAUGUCAACAUAACAUCAGUACCAUUCAGAGGUUCUGAUGCUUGGCAAUAUGAGAUAGUUCCAAUUGAUAACUGGACUGGAAAUAGGGCAAAAUUGUUUUUCAAAUCCAACAAAUUCGUCCUUCAACAACGCCUCCACGAGCUUUCUUCUCAGAAUCAGAUGAACCCUAUUCACAAGAAAAUCCCUGUUCUCAUUCAUAAUGGCAAACCCAUUUGUGAAUCUCUCAUUGCUAUUCAAUUCUGGGUUGAUUUUGUUGACAAGAAGGUCUAUGAAAAUGGAAGGAACCUUGUUUGGACCAAAAAUGGAGAAGAGAAAGAAGCUGCAAAGAAGGAAUUCAUAGAAGCCCUCAAACUGUUGGAGCAAGAGUUGGGAGACAAGACUUAUUUUGGAGGAGAGAAGCUUGGUUAUGUGGAUGUAGCACUUAUUCCAUUCUACACUUGGUUUAAAGGCUAUGAGACUUUUGGUAACAUCAAUAUAGAGAAGGAGUGUCCCAAGUUUAUUGGUUGGGCUAAGAGAUGUAUUGAAAUAGAGAGUGUUUCUAAGUCUAUUCCUGAUCAGGAUAAGGUCUACCAGUUCAUUGUGGAGGUCAGGAAGAAGAGGGGCAUCGAGUAG
Messenger RNA from Vicia faba (fava bean), 681 nucleotides. Lineage: Eukaryota; Viridiplantae; Streptophyta; Magnoliopsida; Fabales; Fabaceae. The record is from the annotation of a GenBank genome assembly.